Molecule: messenger RNA, 1581 nt
Organism: Cylas formicarius (sweet potato weevil)
Lineage: Eukaryota; Metazoa; Arthropoda; Insecta; Coleoptera; Brentidae
Product: transcription factor glial cells missing 2-like
Exons: 5
Coding region: 1-1581 (526 amino acids)
Biological process (GO): gliogenesis; regulation of transcription by RNA polymerase II
Cellular component (GO): nucleus
Molecular function (GO): DNA-binding transcription activator activity, RNA polymerase II-specific; RNA polymerase II cis-regulatory region sequence-specific DNA binding
Source: RefSeq, a predicted model, not a curated record
AUGGUAAUAUUGCACACACCCACUUCCCCUGGCAUGACGUGCCGCGCGGCCUAUACCAGUGGCGGCGCCGGUGCUAGCCAAAAUGACUGGGAUAUCAACGAUAGCGCUGUGCCGAGGAUAAGCGAUUACGAUCCAUUCUCUGAAUGGGCGGACGGCCAUUGCCGGCUCGUCUAUAGGGCAGACAAUGAGGAGGCAAAAAGGCAUUCGUCCGGAUGGGCAAUGCGGAACACCAACAAUCACAAUGUACAUAUUCUAAAAAAAAGUUGCCUCGGAGUUUUAGUCUGUUCUUUAAGGUGUACGUUACCGAACGGAGAGAAAGUUCAUCUAAGGCCAGCCAUCUGUGAUAAAGCUAGAAAAAAACAACAAGGUAUAGGUAAACCGUGUCCGAAUCGACAAUGUACGGGGCGAUUAGAAAUUUUGGCGUGCAGGGGACACUGCGGUUACCCUGUUACUCACUUCUGGAGGCAUACCGAGUACGCGAUAUUUUUCCAAGCUAAAGGAGUCCACGACCAUCCGCGACCGGAAGCAAAAAGCACGUCGGAAGCGAGACGAUCGCUCGGCAGCGGCCGCAGAGUCAGAGGCCUCGCAGUAUUAUUAGCUAAGGAAGCGGCUUUAGGAAAUAAGAUAAUGUCACUCAGGCAACCAAAAAGACAAUGUAGAGAAAUGAACCAAGUGAUAAGAACCACCAAUCCGCCGCCUCUCGUUACCGAUCAAGAUAAAGGAUACUGUUCGUGUCCUCCGUUCGAGUGCAUCUGCGCGUUCCAGCCAACAAUAUCAACGACUGUACAGCAUUACCCAACGUCGCCGCACUCUUUCCAACAUUCCCAACCGCUGAACUCGUACUGGACUCAGGAACCCGCACACGCUCAAGCCUACCCCACCGAAUUCGUAAACGUAAACGACCAUUACGACUUCACCAACAUACAGUCGGACAUUUUUCAACCCGAAGAAAUUUUCCAACUGGAUCAGCCAAUUAAACCAGAUUUUUCCCACCAAAGUGCAACAACCACUGCGACCAGAUCGCCGCCUACUUUGUUAGAUUUGGGGAGCGGCACGAUCCACAGGGAGUUCAAAACCGAGGAAUAUUGGCCGCAGAAUAUGAGCUUCGGCAACGAAGACAGCAACACGAGCAGUAGCGUGCGGUUCAGCGUAAACCAAAGUCCGGAUAGUAGUAAAAUGGUAGUCCCCUCCACAGACCCAAACUACUUAAUGGUACCUACGAGGAACAACGAAGCCGAUUACGGUGUUUUAAAUCAACAUAAAUCCAAUCCUUUGUACGAACAAACUUUUUGCGACGUCGAAUUCAAGCCAGACUCUGCUUUCGAGAGCCGCGUGACGUACCUACCCGAAGAAGCGUUCAGUCAAAAUUUUGAUAACGCGCAAACAAGUAAAAACGGGAAGAGCAACUUCCAGGAGUAUAUAGAUUUGGCGCAGUAUAACGAAUACAAUUUUCUCAACGGUUACGAACACAAAGCAAACUUCCCGAACGAUGCGGCCAUGUUCAACGAUCUUGAUUUUCGGAUAAACUGCAAUCUUAACGACGUAGACUAUGGCCACGCGUAUGACGCGACUAACCAAUAA